UUUCUGUGUUGCGGCUCUUAAACAUUGGAGCGCCAAAUUUGAAAGUUCCGCCGUUUUGACGGGAAAGUGUUUCUGUAAGAAUCGGGAUUUAAAUUGGUGACGCUCCAGCUGAAGUAAACUUAAAGCAGGAUGCCACCGGUAACCAAAGGUGAUCCGUCUGAUGUGACUGCACCUCUCCCCUGCUUGCCCAGUGCUGAAGGGGAUGCUAUUAAAGUUUUUGUCCGGAUCCGCCCCCCGGUGGAGGGAACCCUGACUGGAGUAGAUGGGGAACAGGGUUUGUGUCUCACAGCUCUGUCUUCCACUACAAUCCGCCUCCAUUCCAAACCUGAGCCAAAAAUGUUUACAUUCGAUCAUGUUGCAAAUGUGGAUACAACUCAGGAAUCUGUAUUUUCAAGUGUGGCGAAAAAUAUUGUUGAAUCUUGCAUGAAUGGUUACAAUGGCACCAUCUUUGCUUAUGGCCAGACUGGCUCAGGGAAGACAUUCACCAUGCUGGGGCCUUCUGAGUCUGAUAAUUUCACACACAACCUCAGAGGAGUUAUUCCCCGGAGUUUUGAGUACCUAUUUUUCCUAAUUAAUCGUGAAAAAGAAAAGGCUGGGGAAGGCAAAAGCUUUUUGUGUAAGUGUUCUUUUAUUGAGAUUUACAACAAACAGAUAUUUGAUCUAUUGGAUUCAGCUUCAGCAGGACUGUUCCUAAGAGAACAUAUAAAAAAAGGAGUGUUUGUUGUAGGAGCUGUUGAACAGGUGGUAACUUCUGCUGCUGAAGCAUAUCAGGUUCUGUCCAUCGGUUGGCGGAACAGGCGUGUGGCUUCUACCUCAAUGAACAGAGAGUCACCCAGAUCUCAUGCUGUUUUUACUGUCACCAUUGAAUCCAUGGAAAAGACCAAUGAUCUAGUUAACAUCAGAUCCUCCCAGCUCAACCUGGUAGAUUUAGCAGUGUCAGAAAGACAAAAGGACACUCAGACUGAAGGAGUCAGACUAAAGGAGGCUGGAAGCAUAAACCGUUCACUAAGCUGCCUGGGUCAGGUUAUAACAGCCUUGGUGGAUGUGGCAAAUGGGAGGCAGAGGCACAUUUGCUACAGAGACUCCAAACUUACAUUUCUCUUGCGGGAUUCCCUUGGAGGUAAUGCAAAAACCUUCAUCAUUGCAAAUGUUCAUCCUGGAUCGAAAUGCUUUGGACAAACGUUAUCUACCUUGCAGUUUGCACAGCGGGCAAAGUUAAUUAAAAACAAGGCUGUUGUUAAUGAAGACACUCAGGGGAAUGUGAGUCAGCUGCAAGCAGAGGUGAAGAAGCUGAAGGAACAGCUUUCUCAGCUCCUUUCCGGACAGAUGCCAGGGGAUAUUUCUGUUGCCAGAGUGCCCUCUGUUGGUGAUAACAAUAUGGAUUAUAUGAAUAAUUUUUUUGAAGCCAUGAGGAUUCUUGAAAGAUCAGAUCGAGAAAAAAAGGUUCUGCUGCAGAAAGUAGUUCAGUUGGAAGAUCUCUGCAAUAAGAAAGAAAAGUUCAUCCAGUCCAAUAAGAUGAUUGUUAAAUUCAGGGAGGACCACAUUUCUCGUCUUGAGAAGGCUCACAAAGACGGACGGAUUUCAUUAUCCAACAAUGAAAAAGAUGACUUCAUAGCAGAGCUUAAGGAGGAAAUAAGAACUUUAAAGGAACAGGUUGAACACCAUCCACGAGUGGCCAAGUAUGCACUGGAGAAUCACAGUUUAAGAGAAGAGAAUAAGCGCCUCCACUCCCUUCAGUCUGUCAAACGUGCACAAGAAGUCACUGCACAAAUGAUUGCGGAACUUGAAAAAGCUUUCCUGGAGGCAUCUGUAUCUGAAAAGGACAGGCAAGUUGCACCAAUGCACUCCACUCCUAUACAGUUGGACAACAACUCCUUGAUGUCCGCAGCAAGAAUGAGAGAACGAAUGCUGCAACUUGAGAGUGAACUGGCAACAUCAAAGCAAGAAUAUGAGGAGUUCAAAGAACUGACCAAAAAAAAACAGGUUGAACAAGAAUCAGAGCUUCAGUCCCUCAUAAAGUCCAAUCAGCAUCUUGAAAAUAUUCUAGAGGCUAUUAAAGCUAACAAGAGGCAUGAGGUCUCACAGCUGAAUCAAAUGCAUGCUGAAACAAUAAAGGUGGAACAAGUAACUGCUCUUCAAGCUAAACUUGAUGAGGAGGAUGGUAAAAAUAUAAGGCUUCAACAGCAGGUUAAUAAACUGGAACUUUGCUCUACACAGAUUCAAGAGCUGUUUAACUCUGAACGAUCCAACUGGAAUAAAGAGCAACAAGACCUUAUAGCACAGAUUAAAUCACUUCAAAAGCAAGACAACAAAAGCCAGGAAGAUGUUUUGAAGAGUGAGGUACAUGACCUGAGAGUGGUGCUUCAGUCUGCAGACAGGGAGCUGGGAGCAGUGAAGGGAGAGUACAGAUUAUACAGAGAAAAACAAGAGAAGGAACUGAGCCAGUUGUCUGCCAGGCACAUGGAUGUCCAACUGCAACUGGAUAAUGUCAGAUUAGAGCAUGAAACCCUACUAGAAGAGAAGCGUUCACUUCAGGAUGCCUUUGAUAAUCUGGAGGAAGUUAUGAAAUUUGAAAUCGACCAACUAAAACAGGAGAUCUCUGACAGUAAACAUGAAAAUGAAACCCUAAGAGCUGAACUUAGUAAUCUUUUGGAGCUGCUAGAAACAGAAAAAGAAAGGAGACAAAAGCUCACGUCAAAGUUGGAGGAAGACAAAGAAAACAAGACAAAAGAGCUGUUACAAGUUGUGGAUGAAAAUAUGCAUCUUAGAAAGCAGUGCUCAGAGCUGAUGACAAAGUGUGAGCAGCAGGUUACAGAGCUUCAUGGACUGGAGCACAGCUUGACCUCUUCCGAAGAAAUGAUAGCAGACUUGGAAAAGAAAAACACAGCAGACAAGGAAGUUGUGGCUGAUCUUAUGAACCAGAUUCAAGUGCACAGAACAACUAUUAUUCACAAGACAGAGUCUAUAGACUUGCUGACAAGGGAGCUUGAAGAUAUUCAUAGCAAAUACAGCAUUGUUUUGUUGGCCAAAGAGGAGAGUAAAACUGUAAUUGAAGAGCAAGAGAAGCAGAUUGAGGAGCUAAGAGAGUGCCUGGAAAGAAAGCAGUCUGCUGAUAACAUUGAGAAAGAACUAUUAUGUGAUGACUUGGCUCAUGCAACUGAAGAGUUGGGGAAACUUACAGAAGCUUUUAACAAGCAGGAAGCCCUGCUGCACACUCAUGAAAAAGAAUUAGUUGAAAAAGAACAGCAAAUCUCAGAACUAACCAACCAGGUUAAACUAAUGACAGACCUUGAAAUCUCAAGAGAGCAAGAGAAAAUAAGGCCUGCAAGCAGCAAUAGUAGUUCUCCUGUAGUCUUACCAAAGACGCCCAGAACACCAGUGGGAAAUCCAUACGACUCUGAAAUUGCAAAUCUCCAGAAAAGAAACACGAACUUAGAAAUUCUUGUGUCUGAACUUAAUGAGGAAAGAACUUCUAAGAAUGAAGAAAUCAUAAGACUUAAGAUGCAGUUGUGUGAAACCGAGAACAUGCAACUAGAGAUACAGAACUUACAGGGCAUGUGCAAAGAGCUUAAAAGCCAACUGGAAAACUGUAAUAACGUCAUGAAAGACCAUGCGUUGGAAGAGACACGAAACAUUCUUUGCACUAAAGACCAUUCUCUUAAUGAGCUAAGCAAGGAAAUAGAGAGAACAAGAUCUUUAGAAGCAAAGGCCUUCACAGAAAAAGAAGAGAUCAGAUCCAUCUUAGAAGGGAAAUAUGAGGAGACAGAAAAGCUUUCACACGAGCUUGAUAUGUUAAGAAAGCAAGUCUUAUUCCUUGCUGAAGAAAAUGGCAAAAUUCGUGGUCACCAGAAUCCAAAUCAGAAGAUCCAGUACCUUGUAAAACUUAAGAAAGAGAAUAACAAACUUUUGGAGGAAGCAGAAAAACUGCGCAUUGAGAAUCUUUUCCUCAAAGAAUCAAAAAAGUGUGAACACUGCAAUUGAUAUGUUGAGAGAAAAUUCUAUAUAUCCUAAGCAUUUUCAUGACGCACAGAGCAGGCAAAGUGAAUGUAUAGCUAAUUUAUGGUCUGCAGAUAUUGCUAAAUUCAACUUUCACCAUCUGUGUCCAUAAGGUACACCACAGAAUAUCAUGACUUUAUGGUAAAACCGACAUACAUAGUAAUGCCUGUCCAAUUUAAUUCAAGGCUAUGAUUUGUUCAGUAUAAAGGUCCAUUUACUAAGCUUGGAGCAAGCAAAUGGAGGUAACGUUUUUCAACAUAUUCUACACAUAUCACUGUAAGAUGAAAGUAGAGAGCUAGCUCCUUUUUUGCAUUGCUUUGUUUUUCAGAGUAACACCAUAUACUACACUCCGGUCUCCAUAGAUAUAGCUGGCAAUAACAUUCAACAAAUCAUAAACAUUUAGAAUGUCCUAGGUGUUCUUUUUUUUCUUCAGUGUCUGUUUACAAAGUACCCUUUCCUGUUUGUAUAAAGAUGGCAGCUGCUACCUGUUUUCCUUUGUAGAAACGUAUUUGUUGUAAAUUGUUUGUUUGUGUUUCUAAAGUGCAUGUAUAUUUUCAUAUAACUGUCUCAGACAUCUAUAGAAGAGAAUUAGCUAUUCCCAUGCUUAGACUAAAGGGAAUAUAUUAUACGUAAUUUUAAAUAUGAAUCUGUUACUAGUAAGAAGAGGUUUUUGAUUGACAAUAAAUCUUACAUUGUACAUUAAAUAGCUUUUGGGAUAUGCAGCUAAGAUGCACGCUUCAGCAAGAACCAUAAUUUCAAAAUAAAAAUGUUUCUCAAAC
Xenopus laevis (African clawed frog) is the source of this 4775-nucleotide messenger RNA. RefSeq names its product kinesin family member 15 L homeolog (gene kif15.L). NCBI's taxonomy places the organism in Eukaryota, Metazoa, Chordata, Amphibia, Anura, Pipidae. The record is from RefSeq and is marked provisional.